This is a messenger RNA of Rhizopus microsporus ATCC 52813, 851 nucleotides long. RefSeq lists its product as uncharacterized. The transcript has 5 exons. NCBI's taxonomy places the organism in Eukaryota, Fungi, Mucoromycota, Mucoromycetes, Mucorales, Rhizopodaceae. The record is from RefSeq and is a predicted model, not a curated record. The coding region runs from base 15 to 851 and encodes 278 amino acids.
CACUCGUAAAAAAAAUGUCGUUCACACCUAAUCGUUUUGCUGCACUUUUGGGAGAAGAAGAAGGAGAAGUUGAUAAAUUAGGCAACCUCAAACCUGCAGAAAAGAAAGAUAAAGAUCAACCACCCACUCGUCGCGAACAACGCAGAAUUAAUCAAAAGCGAGUUCCUGCUGUCUCACCUCCCUCAAGAAGAGAACAACGCGGUGGUCGUCCAAAAGAUGUCGGACAACAACCUCUUGAAGAAAAUACCAAUCAGCCCAAUAUUGGUGCUAUUAAUAGUGAAAAGAGAGAAAAACAGGCUAUCUGGAAAGAAGGCAGAAACAAGAUAUACGACCGCCACAGCCGUACUGGCAUCUAUGAUAAUGAAAAGAAAGUAACAAUGGGUUGGGGUGAAGCUGGCACCUCCGAACUCCAAGGUGCAAAUGACGUAUUAGAUCCCAAGGACCCAGAUGCUCCGGAGACUGGUAGAUUUAAUGCGGAUGAAACGACUGAGGAUCAUACCAAGACAUUAGAUCAGUAUCUUGAAGAACGAAAGUCAUCUGGUCACUUUCCCACUCUCCCUGAACCACGUAAGCCUAACGAAGGCGUGGCUGACAGCGAAUUGAAAGAAGCAGUUCCAUAUCGUAAAGAAUCUGAUAAUUACUUUGUUGGCAAGGACGAAGCUGGUUCUAAAGCUAAAGGCAAAGCAAAGAAAGGUAAAUCCUAUCUGGAAAUUGAUCAGCCAAGUUACCGUCCAUCUGGUGGUCGUAAUGCUUCUGGUCGUCAUAACCGCGGUACUCAGCGUGGAAAGCGUGGAGAUCAAAUCUCUGUCAACUUGUCUGAUGAUAGCGCAUUCCCCAUCUUGGGCGCUUAA